Molecule: messenger RNA, 1651 nt
Organism: Mya arenaria
Lineage: Eukaryota; Metazoa; Mollusca; Bivalvia; Myida; Myidae
Exons: 3
Coding region: 420-1286 (288 amino acids)
Molecular function (GO): heme binding; oxygen binding
Source: RefSeq, a predicted model, not a curated record
AGAAGUAAACGCGGUGUUAUCGUCUAGAGUUGAAUUAUUAGUUUAAUCCUUCCAACAUUCAAUAACAGUUCAACUCCUAAAGUCUACCAUUCGUUAAAUCUUACAUUUGUGAAUCUUACUUUUGUAAUUCUAAAGUGUAUUUACUAUUUGGAGAUCAAUAUGCAGUCAAAGCCACUAUUCGGCAGGGUAUAUUUAUUUUGUUUAGUAUUCGGAACGAAGCGAAUUUGAAAAGGAUAUCCGAGAUUAUAGUGUAGACAAAUAUCUUUUUGCGAAGAAGGUAAUUCAGACUUUAAAAUAUCGUUUCGCCACUGAAUGAUGACUGUAAUCUUAUCUGAGAAGGAGCACUGUAGAAAAGGAAAGAUGGAUAUAUAAAGAAUUAUUAAAGAUACUUGCUGGAUAUUUUCUGUCGAUGACUCAAUAUGGGUGCUCUUAAAUCAAAGUUUAGACGUUCAAAAUCUCCUUCCCGGAGACAAAAGGAUGAUAAACAGACGUCAAAGAAGACGAAAAGGGCCGUUAACCUCCCAGAAUCCCAGUCCGCGCGGAAGACGGUAGAUGCAAGACUUCCGUUUAGCAACUACCGCCAGAUCUUCAGCAUCCGGAACGCUUGGAAGGCCAUCCAGCGCUCCUUGGAUGAGUGUGCUUUGGAGACCAUGAUCAGACUGUUAAAGGCCCACCCUGAGUAUAAGCGGCGGUUCCCGGAAGUACCACAAGUGGAUGACGAGGACGAAUACCGGAAGUCUGAGGCAAUGCAGGAGCGAUCCAUGGACAUGUACAAUCUGUUAGACGGCCUGGUGACCAACCUUGAGGCGGUAGACAAGGCACUUUACGAGAUACAGUAUGACGCCCCCGCCACCAACUUCACACCCAGGAUGCUUGAGGAUUACCGGGAACCCUUUAUUACUACUAUUCGGAUUACCCUCGGCUCAGAUCGGUUUACGGAAACUACAGAGGAAAACUUUAAGCUGCUGUUCGGCUUUGUGCAACAGGAAAUGACGAAAUAUCUAGAAGAGGAUGAGCCAAUAGCGAUAGACGAGACAACUCCGGGGACAGAAGCUGCUCUUGACGAAGCGAUACCAGAUGACAAGGCUAUCGCGAUGGACGAUGCGACACCAAUAGACGAAGCGGCCCCAUUGGACGAAGACCCAAUAGAAGAAACAGCUCCAGUGGAGAAAGCGACCCCAGUUGACGAAACAGCCUUAGCGGACGAAGCUACCUCAGUGGACGAUGUGGCUCCAGUUGACGAUACUCAAGUGCAAGUUGAUAUAUGUGCAGAGAACGCCACCUAGCGUCAGUGACGUCAUGUAAAUCAAAUCGUUAUCAUGAUCUUCAAUUCAGUUACAUUUAGAAAAUUACAAAUGGCAACACAAUUAAUAUUGAGCCUGUAUGUGCAUGCUACGUGAGUUAUUCUACAUAGUUGUCUGAGCCCAGUUUGAGGACACUCGUCGACAAAGGAUCUUCUGUUGGCGAUCGCAUUUCGAUGUUCACACAAAAAGAAAUGCAUAUGGUAAUUUCUGAAAGUGAAACGCCAUUUUAAUAAAUAAAAUCAUCAUUUUAUAUCUUCGAUAAUGCCAUUGGACGUUGUACUUGCUAUUUUUUUGUAGAAUUUGUUAUAUGAAAAACAACAACAGAAAAUAAAUUUAUACGAAAAUGU